This is a messenger RNA of Aspergillus nidulans FGSC A4, 1143 nucleotides long. Its product is annotated as 5'/3'-nucleotidase SurE. Lineage: Eukaryota; Fungi; Ascomycota; Eurotiomycetes; Eurotiales; Aspergillaceae. Bases 1 to 1143 code for a protein of 380 amino acids. Gene Ontology annotation, molecular function: hydrolase activity. The transcript is spliced from 3 exons. The record is from RefSeq and is a predicted model, not a curated record.
AUGGUUGGGAUGAUCAUGAAGUCACAAGACCAGCAUUUGGCCGAAGCCUUUCGGGGCCCCUUUCCGGAGGGAGCAGAGACACGCCGAAGCCAAACGACUCAUCUGGAUCUGAGCGGAAACCUCCGAUGGCUAGUCAACGACGAUGGUCCGCCCUCGCGGCGAUUAUCCCCCUAUGUCGGUCCUCUCGUCCACGCCCUCAAAAGCGCAGGUCACCUCGUUUCCGUUGCCAUUCCUGCAGCAUCCCGCUCUUGGAUCGGCAAAGCCCACAUCAUCGAAGCACCUCUGAAAGCAACCUAUGUGCCGCCAGCCGCGUUCCGCAACGACGGCACCUGGGACGAACUCCAUGAAGUGGACUCUGAAUCUGAAAGCGAAACAGAAUGGCCCUGGGUGGUCAUCACCAAUGGCACUCCCGCAGCUUGCGUGCAACUCGGCCUCUUCAACCUCUUUACUGACCGGCCGCCCAUCGACCUCGUAAUCUCAGGUCCCAACCACGGCCGCAACGCAUCAACUAUCUACAAUUUAUCUUCAGGGACUGUAGGAGGUGCGCUCGAAGCCGCGACCUGUGGAAAGCGCGGAGUUGCCGUUUCCUUCGGCAGCAAGGACGAGCAACCCAUGGAUAUUAUUGAGGCUGCGGCGCGGCUAGCUGUGCGGAUUGUGCACCAUCUGAUGGAGAACUGGGAUGAAAGAGUUGAGCUUUAUAACCUGAACAUUCCGAUGCGGCUUGAUGUUGAGACGAGACCGGUGCUGUACACGCGGACCUUGCCAUAUUAUUGGUCGAGAGGAUGUCUGUAUGCGGAGGUUGGUGGUCAUGGAGCUGCGGAGGCAGGUGUGGGUGUGAAGAAGGCGAUGACAAAUGGUAUCACAAAUGGCCAUGCUCAUGUGAACGGGGAGGCGGAGAAGGAAAAGGUGACGGAUAUUGAGACGCUCAGCAAUGGUGUGCAGACGAACGGAACCAAGCCAACCUCGACCCUCAGAUCGCGCGAUUUCAAGUGGUCCGCUGAGCUCACGGACAUGAAGAAAGCCCUGCAGGCCAGUGAAGAGGGUACAGACGCUCAUACUGUGUUAAACGGGAGCACCAGUGUGACGCCUCUCUGCGCAAACUUCUGGUAUGUACCGGGGUUAGAGGGGCCUUUGCAUCUUUGA